This is a messenger RNA of Andrographis paniculata, 2971 nucleotides long. Its product is annotated as diamine oxidase [copper-containing] 1, peroxisomal-like. Gene Ontology annotation, molecular function: quinone binding; primary methylamine oxidase activity; copper ion binding. Gene Ontology annotation, biological process: amine metabolic process. The coding region runs from base 302 to 2665 and encodes 787 amino acids. Lineage: Eukaryota; Viridiplantae; Streptophyta; Magnoliopsida; Lamiales; Acanthaceae. The record is from RefSeq and is a predicted model, not a curated record. The transcript has 12 exons.
UGCUUUUCAGAAACGAAAAAAAUAAAAUAAAAAUAAAAAUUACUACUAUACAUACAGAUAGAUACAGCGCCAUUGUUGUGUUGAUCGGAGCGGAGCCCUAACCGUCGCCGGCGAGCUCAGUUUCGCACAGGAACUCUACACGGACUGAUACGAUUCAGUAUUUGUAGACUGUGACGGCGGCGUCGGCGUCGGUGUCGGUGGUGUUGGUGGCGUGAAGGUGUUGGAGGUGUUCCAAUUGCUGUAUGUCAGUAGAUUGCGACACGCAUUACGGCGGAAUCGGUGAGCUUGCGAACCAGUUACAAUGGCCACAACUAAGGAAAAAGCGACGUCUGCAUCUCCGACUCCGGCGACGGUUGCCUUCCGCGGACACGCUGCUGCUGCCGGAGAUCCGUCCGCCGUAGUACGCCUCGAGUCUGCCUCCGCCUCCGCGGCUGGUAACUGGACUGUACCUUCUGCGGCUGAUGAAGAUCAGGGCAAGAAGGUUGCUUCUGUGGCUGCUUUGAUUAGAUCCGAGCCUUCGUCGAAUCCUACCACUAAAGGGAUUCCGAUUAUGACAAGGGCUCAAACCAAACAUCCUCUGGAUCCUUUAUCUGCUGCCGAGAUCUCUGUUGCUGUAGGAACUGUGAGAGCAGCUGGAGCAACACCUGAGGUCAGAGAUAGCAUGAGAUUUAUUGAAGUGGUUCUGUUGGAACCAGAGAAACAAGUGGUGGCACUGGCAGAUGCAUAUUUCUUCCCCCCUUUUCAACCAUCGCUGUUGCCUAGAACAAAGGGAGGGCCUGCGAUUCCGAGUAAGCUACCGCCAAGGCGUGCUAGACUGGUCGUCUACAAUAAAAAGUCCAACGAGACUAGUUUAUGGAUUGUUGAGUUGACAGAAGUACAUGCAACGACUAGAGGUGGCCAUCAUCGAGGAAAAGUCAUUACCUCUACUCUCGUCCCUGAUGUUCAGCCUCCAAUGGAUGCUACAGAAUACGCUGAAUGUGAAGCCGUCGUAAAAGAUUAUCCUCCAUUUAUAGAGGCAGUGAAGAGGAGAGGUGUUGAUGAUAUGGAUCUAGUCAUGGUUGAUCCAUGGUGUGUUGGUUACCACAGUGAGGCUGAUGCUCCUAGUCGUAGGCUUGCAAAACCACUUAUAUUUUGCCGAACAGAGAGCGACUGCCCACUGGAAAAUGGUUAUGCACGCCCCGUUGAAGGAAUCCACGUGCUUGUUGAUAUGCAAAAUAUGAAUGUAAUUGAGUUUGAAGAUCGUAAACUUGUUCCUCUACCCCCAGCCGAUCCUCUAAGAAACUAUACUCCCGGUGAAACCAGGGGAGGGGUAGAUAGAAGUGAUGUUAAACCCCUUCAAGUUCUUCAGCAUGAAGGUCCAAGUUUCCGAGUCAAUGGACACUAUGUUGAGUGGCAGAAGUGGAAUUUUCGAGUUGGUUUCACCCCGAGAGAGGGUUUGGUCAUUCAUUCUGUUGCCUAUGUCGAUGGUAGUCGCGGAAGAAGACCUAUAGCCCACAGGUUGAGUUUUGUGGAGAUGGUUGUGCCGUAUGGGGAUCCUAAUGAUCCACAUUAUCGAAAAAAUGCAUUUGAUGCUGGAGAAGACGGCCUUGGGAAGAAUGCUCAUUCUCUUAAGAAGGGAUGUGAUUGUUUGGGAUUUAUAAAGUACUUCGAUGCUCAUUUCACCAAUUUUACUGGAGGAGUCGAGACAAUAGAGAAUUGUGUAUGUUUGCACGAAGAAGAUCAUGGGAUCCUCUGGAAGCAUCAAGAUUGGCGAACUGGUAUUGCAGAAGUUCGACGUUCAAGGCGCCUCACUGUUUCGUUUAUUUGCACUGUCGCAAAUUACGAAUAUGGAUUCUACUGGCACUUUUACCAGGAUGGGAAAAUUGAAGCUGAAGUUAAACUUACCGGCAUUCUUAGUUUGGGGGCGUUGCAGCCUGGAGAAUCGAGAAAAUAUGGGACGACUAUUGCACCAGGAUUAUACGCCCCGGUUCAUCAACACUUUUUCGUUGCUCGUAUGGACAUGGCUGUCGACUGUAAGCCCGGAGAAGCACACAAUCAGGUCGUUGAGGUGAAUGUGAGAGUCGAAGAACCCGGAAAGGACAAUGUCCACAACAAUGCAUUCUACGCGGAGGAAACUUUACUUCGAUCUGAAUUAGAAGCCAUGCGCGAUUGCGAUCCAUUAUCCGCUCGUCAUUGGGUUAUAAGGAACACUCGAACUGUCAAUCGGAGCGGCCAACUGACUGGUUACAAACUAGUACCCGGUUCGAAUUGCUUGCCGUUGGCUGGUCCGGAGGCUAAGUUUCUGCGAAGAGCUGCUUUUUUGAAGCACAAUUUAUGGGUUACACAGUAUGCGCGCGGCGAGGAUUUCCCCGGAGGCGAGUUCCCUAACCAAAAUCCCCGCGUCGGCGAAGGGCUGGCUUCUUGGGUGAAGCAAAACCGGCCCCUCGAAGAAAACGAUAUUGUUCUAUGGUAUGUUUUCGGGAUUACACACGUUCCUCGUCUAGAAGACUGGCCUGUUAUGCCCGUCGAACGUAUCGGGUUUAUGCUUCAGCCGCAUGGGUUCUUUAAUUGUUCGCCUGCUGUGGACGUUCCGCCGAAUAUUUGCGAGAUGGAUGGGAAAGAAGGCGACGUGAAGGACAGCAGUGUGUCUAAGCCGAGUUCGUCGGGCUUAAUAGCGAAGCUCUGAAGGUAUGCAAUGAAGUAAGUCUUUCAUCGUUUUAAUAUUUGCUAUAUUUACCGAGUGUGCGCUGAAUAAUAAAGGCAAGUCGGCGUCAUCAUCGUCGUUAUGUUCCUUGCCGAACAUGUGUGCUGGACUUUACCCCGUUGUUUAUGUUUUGGUCGUGUGUUGCUAUCUCGUUAUGUUGUUUGCUUAGUGUAACUUGUAUUCGAAUGUUGUCGUUGUUGUUUCGUUGUCUUGGCUUCGAUCUUUGCCAUGUUUCAUGUAAUAUUAGGGUUGAUUGUUUCGAAUAAUAAUAUUUUAAUAUUUAAUUGA